This is a messenger RNA of Drosophila suzukii, 1034 nucleotides long. Lineage: Eukaryota; Metazoa; Arthropoda; Insecta; Diptera; Drosophilidae. The record is from RefSeq and is a predicted model, not a curated record.
UCUUCCACAAUAGUGCCUUCUGUCCUCAUGCUUCAAAAUCCAUUCACAAUUAAUCCUAAAUGCGCUUAUCUCUUUUUUAUUAUUGAAGCAUUAAAACCAUGGCUCCACGUCCUCGCAGCGCCCAAACUUUGGACGACAGACGUUCACGAGGUACUCGAUCCCACCUCUGCCGAGUCUGUCGGGGAAUCCAUCCUCUACGGAAGUGCAACCGUUUCCUGAGGCUCAGCACUGAGAAGCGGCUCCGCGCCGUUCUCAUAAAUAAAUAUUGUGCAAAUUGCCUGGCCCACCAGCAUUCCGAAAAAGUAUGUCGCAGCGGAGACACGUGCAAAAAGUGUGGGGAGAACCACCACACGCUGCUCCAUUUGCGCGAAUCUUCCGGUUCGCGCUGCCGAUCAAUUUCUCCGCUCCGACCCUCGAUGACGUCACCACGACCUUCAGCUUCCGUUUUACGCUCGCCAAGUCCAACGCCAAGCUCGCGGAACCAUUCCCGGUGUUCCGACCAGUUCGACCAGCCAACUGCAGAUCCAUCUGUGGCGUCUCUGUUGCAGCAUCGCAGCGUCCGGAGCGCCCUAGCCAACGAUGUUCGCGCUAAGUUCAACGAUAUCCGCAUCGCUGACGAACAAUUUCAUCGACCGGCGACUAUAUCCCUGGUGUUGGGCUCGGACGUGUAUCGUGACGUCAUCCAGCCCGGGUUCCUGAAUCUGGAUGAGGGGUUGCCUGUAGCACAAAGCACUGUGUUCGGCUGGAUUGUCUCCGGAUCAUGUCGACAGCCUUAAGGUGCCCGACGAGGUCUGAUUUGGUUGCCACGUUUCUCGUCGCAAGGGGGUGGAGAAUGUCCGCGCCAAGGAGGCGCUACUGUGAACGAUUAGAUUGAUAAAAUGAAUAAAUUCGUCGCAUAAACAGGAGCAAAUUUUAUAGUACCCCUCUUUAAAUCCAUUUUGGGGAAUAAUUUGAUAAAAAACUUGGACCAAAUAACAAGCCCUGAAAUAAUCAUUCAAUUGAAUCACAGUAGGUCUAGACGUAAAUAUGGACUU